Dendrobium catenatum is the source of this 2101-nucleotide messenger RNA. Its product is annotated as non-specific phospholipase C1. The transcript is spliced from 3 exons. Gene Ontology annotation, biological process: phospholipid catabolic process. NCBI's taxonomy places the organism in Eukaryota, Viridiplantae, Streptophyta, Magnoliopsida, Asparagales, Orchidaceae. Gene Ontology annotation, molecular function: hydrolase activity, acting on ester bonds. The record is from RefSeq and is a predicted model, not a curated record. The coding region runs from base 172 to 1788 and encodes 538 amino acids.
UGUUCGAAGUAGAAGGCUCAGUGCCGCACUAUUUACGCCUCCGCUUCACGCAUCGUGAGGUCCGUUGUAGUAUCCGCCACUCAUCUUUACCAUUUUCUCUCUUGCAAAAUCCGGCGCUACAUCCCGGGAAGUCGCCGGAGACCAGUGGCUCGUUUCGGUUUCCCGGUUCCAAUGGAUCCCCAACGAAGGCGGCUGCGCCUACAGGCUCUUUCUCUCUUCCUCUUCUACUUAGUGCUCUCCGUCCACUGCGUCGACCUAAGCUGGGGGAAGAAGAAAAAGCACGAGAUCAAGGGCCCAAUUAAGACGAUUGUUGUUGUAAUCAUGGAGAACCGCUCCUUCGACCACAUCCUCGGCUGGCUUAAGUCCUCCCGGCCGGAUAUCGACGGCCUCACCGGCCGCGAGUCUAAUCACAUCUCCGCCUCGGACCCUUCGUCGUCGGAAAUCUUCGUCUCUAAUGACGCCGUGUUCAUUGAUUCGGACCCCGGCCACUCUUUCCAGGCCAUACGAGAGCAAAUCUUUGGUUCUGCGGAUACCUCCCUCAACCCCGCCCCCAUGAACGGCUUCGCCCAGCAGGCGGCCAGUAUGGGUGAGGGCAUGGAUCGCACCGUGAUGAGCGGCUUCGCUCCUGAGAAUGUUCCCAUCUACACCGCCCUCGCAAAUGAGUUCGCCGUUUUCGACCGCUGGUUUGCUUCUGUCCCGUCUUCUACCCAGCCCAACCGCUUCUACGUCCACUCUGCCACUUCCCAUGGCGCCAUGAGCAACGUCCGCCACGACCUCAUCCACGGAUUCCCUCAAAAAACUAUAUUUGACUCGCUUAACGAUGAGGGGCUGAGCUUCGGCAUAUACUAUCAGAACAUUCCCGCAACACUCUUCUUCAAGAGUCUAAGGAAGCUCAAAAACGUCUUGAAGUUCCAUAACUACAAGCACACUUUUAAAUUGCAUGCGAAGUUGGGAAAACUGCCGAAUUAUGUGGUGAUCGAGCAGCGCUACUUUGAUAUUGAGCUCUUUCCAGCUAACGACGACCAUCCCUCUCACGAUGUGGCUCGUGGGCAGAAUUUUGUGAAGGAGGUCUAUGAGACGCUGAGAUCAAGCCCGCAGUGGAAUGAGACGGCUCUGCUCAUCACCUAUGAUGAGCAUGGGGGGUUCUACGAUCAUGUUCCAACCCCGGUGGAAGGGGUGCCAAGUCCUGAUGGAAUCAUUGGCCGUGAGCCCUACUACUUCAAAUUUGAUCGUUUGGGGGUGCGGGUGCCAACCUUUCUGAUAUCCCCUUGGAUUGAGAAAGGGACUGUUAUUCAUGAGCCCAACGGUCCUACCAAAAGCUCAAAGUUUGAACAUUCAUCUGUCCCCGCAACAGUCAAAAAGCUUUUCAAUAUGAACUCGAAUUUUCUCACGAAGAGGGAUGCAUGGGCUGGAACUUUUGAAAGCUACUUCUCUCUUCGAAAGACCCCUCGAACUAAUUGUCCAGAAAAACUACCAGAAGUCACAAGAUCUCUAAGGCCCCAUGGUCCUAAGGAAGAUUCAUCUCUGUCCGAAUUUCAAGAGGAGCUGAUCCAACUCGCCUCUCAACUCAAUGGAGACCAUGUUCUUAGCGCAUACCCACACAUCGGCAAGGAUAUGACCGUUGGUCAAGCGAACCUCUAUGCCGAGGAUGCAGUUGCGAGGUUCUUGGAAGCUGGAAAGGCUGCACUGAGGGCCGGGGCGAAUGAAUCUGCCAUUGUCACUAUGAGGCCUGCUCUCACUAGCAGGUCUGCUGCUGGAGACUCCAACCCUGCUGUUCAGACUAUUUGAACAUGAAUGCCACUCCCUGCAGAAACUGUGAAAUCCACUUUGAAUUCUUGCGGGGAAGUCAUGUUGAUUGUUGCUGUUGGGUAAUAUUACUCCCCUGAAUAUACUAACUAUUAUGAUAUAUGAUAGCGCUUUACUUUGGAUAUUUGUAUAGGAAAACUGCCUUCAAUCUCUAUUAAGCCAUUUUAUAUCAGUUUGUAAUGAUUUGGAAGCACUUUAUGUUCCAUCUGUCCUUGGAUUAGACAGGAAGGCCAUAUCAUUUGUAUGUGUAAUAUAGCCAAGGCUUAUUUUCUGUCAUAUAUUGCAAUUUCUCUUA